Molecule: messenger RNA, 1158 nt
Organism: Ananas comosus (pineapple)
Lineage: Eukaryota; Viridiplantae; Streptophyta; Magnoliopsida; Poales; Bromeliaceae
Product: reticulon-like protein B2
Exons: 5
Coding region: 50-793 (247 amino acids)
Source: RefSeq, a predicted model, not a curated record
AGAUUGUAGGGAAAGGGGUGUGGGGGGAUUUUUUGUGGGGGGUUGGGAAAUGGCGGAGCACAAGGAGGAGGAGGCGGAGCCGGUGACGGAGAAGAUCACGGAGCACUUCGACUCGUCGUCGUCGUCUUCGGACUCCGACGAUGAGAAGUCGAAGCCGGAAGCGAUCGAGGCGAAGAUCUACCGACUCUUCGGGAGGGAGAAGCCCGUCCACACCGUUCUCGGUGGAGGCAAACCCGCCGACGUGUUUCUAUGGAGGAACAAGAAGAUCUCGGCCGGCGUCCUCGGCGGCGCAACCGCGAUUUGGGUAUUGUUCGAGUUGAUGGAAUACCAUCUCCUGAGCCUUGUGUGCCACUGCCUCAUACUUUCUCUAGCUAUGUUGUUCCUCUGGUCAAAUGCUAGUACCUUCAUCAACAAGUCUCCGCCUAACAUUCCUGAGGUGAGCAUCCCUGAAGAUGUGGUCGUGAACGUUGCGCUCUCAUUGAGAUACGAGAUCAAUAGGGGAUUUGCCGUUCUGAGAGAGAUCGCAUCCGGGCGUGAUCUGAAGAAGUUCCUUGGUGUGAUUGCAGGGUUGUGGGUUCUUUCAGUUAUCGGAAGCUGCUGCAAUUUCUUGACCCUGUUUUACAUUGCAUUUGUUCUGCUGCACACGGUUCCUGUUCUGUAUGAGAAGUACGAGGACAAAGUUGAUGCCUUUGCAGAGAAGGCGACGGCUGAAUUCAAGAAGCACUAUGCUGUCGUCCAUGCCAAGUGUCUAUCCAAGAUUCCAAAGGGGCCAUCGAAAGAUAAGAAGCAUUAGAAGAAGGUACUUCUCGUGGUUGCUCUAGCUUCUGACAAGUAUUGCUCUUGUGGUUUCCGAAGUAUUGUUUUGACUACUAGUCCAUUUUUCUUUGGGAUUCUAUCAUUGGAAAUAUCUGAUUGGUACAUUGGAAAAUGCUGUUAUCGGUAAUAGGGUGGUUUUGCAUAUUUGUAACGUGGGUCAUCUAAACACUUUCGUCCAGUGUGAGUUGAUGAAUGUCAUUUCUAGUAGUAAUUAAAUUGCUUCAUUUUGAGGCAAUGUUUGUCCGCAUGGGAUGUAUUUGUCAUCUGGAUUGGGCAAUUAAUUUUGAAUAUAUCAUGCAUGAUGAUGUAGUGUUGGUGUUGAGAUUGAUCAACAGUUCUUCA